Messenger RNA from Sebastes umbrosus (honeycomb rockfish), 2079 nucleotides. It is a transcript of the gene fjx1, whose product is annotated as four-jointed box kinase 1. Lineage: Eukaryota; Metazoa; Chordata; Actinopteri; Perciformes; Sebastidae. The transcript has a single exon. The record is from RefSeq and is a predicted model, not a curated record. Gene Ontology annotation, biological process: cell-cell signaling. Bases 390 to 1730 code for a protein of 446 amino acids.
CUGCGAGCAAGGAGCCGACACCACCACAAAUCAAACUCAGCCAGCAGCAGCAAGCAGCAGCCCGGUGGAGAGAGGGAGAAUAAGAAGAUGAGAGACGGAGAGAGGUGCGCACAGGACUUAAUAACGGAGAACGUUCAAUAGAGGAGGAUAACGCGCGGUUUUGGUGAGGAUGCGAUGUUUUCCCUGCAGAGGAAAAGGAUGUGUGACAACAAGGAUGUCUGAACAGGACGCGGGAUGAGAUUCACACUGUUUCGGAGACGCUCUUCUUCCUGUGAUCUCAAACAGCCCACUGCCUGUGAGGAGCCAGAAUAUCCACUAAUUCUGUCUUCUAUAUUAGGAGCUCUGUUGUGGGUCUCCUCGGAGGGGUGAAGGGUUUUUUGGUCUUCACCAUGAGGGCUGCCUCGGCAAACUUGUUUGUCGCCCUUCUUUUCCUGUGCGCCCUUGCGGGUGUUUUCUACGUCUGGAGCGCGCUGGAGAGCCGUCUGGAGAGGCAAAAACGCGGACUGCCAGCACCGGGUGGUGGUGGUGGUGGUGGUGGAGGCUCUUCUUCUUCUUCUCACCAAGGUCUCCAAGUAGUGGACCUCUCCGCCAAAACUUUCCGGGCAUUGCUCGCUGUCCCGGCGGCACAAAGACCGCACUUCUUGGUGGGGGGCAGACUCGAGACGCCUCGCAACCUCACUGCCUCUGCUGCAGGAGGAAGUGGAGAUUACCAUGUGAAUGGGGAUAACAACAAGAGGUCAGCGCUCAGGGAGGUCAAGUCGGGCUCCCCGGUGGCGGUGGUGGCGGUGGAGGAUGGGAUCUUUUGGAGCGAAUGGCUGGAGGAUCAACUCCCCGCUAUCUUCACGGAGGAUUACGCGCGGUCUUGGCGAGAGAGAGCGCGGACGAACCGGGUGGUGAAGCUGGAGCCAGGCUGCGGAAGGAUAUCCAACCAGCUCGCCACUUUCGCAGACGGGACCAAAGCGUGCGUGCGUUACGGCAUCAACGCGGAUCAGGUGCAAGGGGAAACUUUGACGUAUUACCUCGCCACUUUGUUGGGCAUCACCAACCUGCCUCCUCUUGUUCUCUCCCAGCUGAGCGGUGACAGUGAACAACAGUGGGCGGCUGUGAGGACGCGCGUAGGUGGGUUACAGUGGAGCGAUGGAGCCGUGGUGUCUCUAACGGAGUGGGUCUCCAAUUUGACCGGCGUGGUCACACCUGCGCCGCUGCGUCAGGAGAGGAGCAGCGGGCUGCAUCCAGAUGUGGAGCUCCGGAACAAGACGCUGCUGGAGCUGCUGGAGCUGAUGCAGUGGAGCGACUUGAUUAUGUUCGACUACCUGACCGCGAACUUCGACAGGCUGGUCAGCAACUUGUUCAGUUUGCAGUGGGACUCGCGCGUAAUGGAGAGGGACACCAACAACCUGCUGAAAACGCCCCGCGGCGACCUCGUCUUCAUAGACAACGAGGCCGGUUUGGUGCACGGGUUCCGGGUGUUGAACAUGUGGGAGAAGUAUCACAACACGGUGCUGGGCUCCGUGUGCGUGUUCAGGAGAAGGACCGUGCAGCGCGUGGCGGAGCUGCACAUGCGCAGAGACGUUAGGAAGAGGCUGCUGGAGCUCUACAGAGACAGCGAGCCUUUGUUGUCUCUGGAGUUGGGAUUUCUCUCGGACGAGCACGCCGGUGUCCUCCAGGAGAGGAUAGACAGAUUGCACAAACACAUUUUGCAUUGCAAAGGGAGGUACGGCCAGCUGUGAGCGUUCAGCAGCAGGCUUCAGGUGGAGAGACAUUUGCUGUUUGCAACGGUGUAAACGAGCUCUGCAAAACGCGAUUUGGCACACCUGUGCUUUAAACUGAUGCGCAUUACACAAACAAACUGUCUUGAAUACAUAGCUGAACUACCUCUUGUGAAUAGAAUGUGUUGCCUACUUUAUAUAAAAUAAGUUCAUUUGACACAUGUCUAUAAGCUCUCCCCUUGCUGAGGUUUCCACUGUAUUGCCUCACAGAGAGGAAUGAUUAAAGGGACUGUUUGUAACUUUCAGAAAUGCUUGUUAACAGCGACACCUGUGGCCGUUAAGUCAAUGAAAGUCAGCGUCGGGCUUGUGC